AUGAAGGAAGAUGCCAGCGGUGUUGACAAGAAACCGAAGAAGGACAAGUCGACGGAUGCUGGAAGCUUCAUGAUGGAAUCAAGUGAAAACAACGAAGCACGGAAUGACAGUUCGAAGGCAAGGAACUGGGAACGAUUCAAACAGAAAAAGGGCGCUCAAACCUUUUGCUGCCUGCUUUUUAUCUUUGUGGUUGCAAUUGCCGCUGUUGGAGCAUGGCUUGGCACUAGUACAACAUCGUCGAUCUCAAAGGGACCAUCACAACUCGAAGGUGAUGGAAUCACAGGGACGAAUGUCACAGAUUUGAAGGCGGACACCGUCCCUCCAGCUCAGGAUUCCGAAACGAUUACAAGUUCACCUAGCGGAUUUUCAAAUAGCAUCAUUGACUUUGAACCACCCUCGGCAGAAGAUUGUGCAGCCGUCGCUAGCAGAGCUACCAUACAAGGACAAGAAGCAAUGCCCGUGCAGAGAUACAAGCUGGAGCUCGAUGCGACUCCGUUUCUUCCUAUGGAUCUCAGUGUUUCAGCCGACAUCAUUGAGGAGAAGUUUCGAGAGUUGCUGGCUCUUGCACUAACUGGAUGCAAUCGGGUAGUCCGAAACUUGCGACGUCUUCGCUAUCUGGAAGGUUCCUUUGUGUAUGCGAUUGGAAAUGUGGCACUCGAUGCGUCGGGAGUCGAGGGGACACAAUGUGUCGAUGAUUCCAAUCUACGGUGCCAUCGGGUCAACGUUGCACUUGAUAUUGUGGUAAAGGAUGAUUCGGUGAAUGUCGUUGAUGUAAUUGGUGAAGUCAGUACCUUUCUUGGAGAUGGCGUACUUGCCGAAAAGCUUGAAUUAGCUGGGCUCUAUGACACAAUUACUGUUACGAACUUGGGAUACAUCGAUUCUGCGACACCUCCAAACAGCAACGAUGUGGCUCCUUCAGUCGGUCCGACACCAACACCAACACCAACACUUGCAUCUCCCACGCAACUGAGAACUUCAGAUCCAAGUGCAAGUCUCGUUUUUGACUCUACUGUAGAGCCAACCAAUCCACCAACAUUUGUAGCGAACCCUCUGACAACUCCAAAUCCAGCCCCUGUUCCAACACCUCAGCAACCAACUCCAUCACCCACAACAUUUCUUAAUUCGCAAUCAUCUUUUAGGCCCACACAAAUUCCGCAACAAAUGACAUCGACAACCCCUACAUUUGUCAUUCUGACCUUGACCCCAGAGCCUUCGCAGAUGCCUUCCUCAGGCCCGUCCCUGUUCCCAAGCACUGUCCCCAGCACUGUCCCAAGCGCAAUCCCAACCAAAAUCCCAACGAAAGCCCCAACGAAAGCCCCAACGAAAGCCCCAACAAAAUUCCCAAGCAAAAGUCCAACCAAACUUCCAAGCCCAAAUCCCAGCGAAGCCCCAACCGAAGUUCCAAGCACAAGCCCAUCAGUCGAACCGUCAAAUCCUGUAAUGCCAUGCUUUCAAUCGAAUUCAGAUCUUUCUACAGCAGUUGCUUAUUUGCGUGCUUGGAAGUCUGGGUCGGGUUUUUCCUUUUUUGAUCCCUUGUUUCGAGCCCGUACACGUUGGGAGGAGAUCGAGGCGUUUUACGGACCAAUCGAAAACUGGUGUUUCAGUCCAGAUGUUACCAGCAUGAAAGAGCUUUUCCGCGACAGUGGAAGUUUCAAUCGUGACAUAUCGAAUUGGGAUGUUUCUUCCGUUACCGAUUUGAGUUUCAUGUUCAGAAGCGCAACCUUGUUCAAUCAAGACAUAUCAUCAUGGGAUGUUUCUUCUGCCAUCACUAUGGAGGACAUGUUCAGCCAAGCAAAAGCUUUCAAUCAAGACUUGUCAUCCUGGGAUGUUUCUUCUGUCAAAACAAUGUGGGGUAUGUUCAACCAUGCAUACUCGUUCAAUCAAGACUUGUCAUCUUGGGACGUCUCUUCUGUCACAAUAAUGAGGUACAUGUUCCGCAGAGCAACAUCCUUCGAUCAAGACUUGUCUUCCUGGGAUGUUUCUUCUGUCGUCAAUAUGUAUGAUAUGUUCUAUGAAGCAGAAUCCUUCAAUCAAGACUUGUCAUCCUGGGAUGUUUCUUCGGUCAAAGAGAUGAACGGAAUGUUUCUACGUGCAUCAUCCUUCAAUCAAGACUUGUCAUCUUGGGAUGUUUCUUCUGCAACAAGGAUUAAUAAGAUGUUCUACUACGCAUCAUCCUUCAAUCAGAAUCUUUGUUUGUGGGGCUCACGCAUUCCAGGCAAUGCCAAUGUCGCCUCCAUGUUUUCUGGCGCCACUAGCUGCCAAUCACAAUCCAAUCCAAACCUCUCUGCAAAUCCCCCAGGUCCAUUCUGCCAUGUUUGCAAUUAUUGA
Cylindrotheca closterium is the source of this 2328-nucleotide messenger RNA. NCBI's taxonomy places the organism in Eukaryota, Bacillariophyta, Bacillariophyceae, Bacillariales, Bacillariaceae. The record is from the annotation of a GenBank genome assembly.